UUGACGGAGUCGGCACUGGAUAAAUAGCGUUUGUCGGUUAACCAAAUUGACACAAUGAAAGUGGACUGCCAGCACCGUAUACAAAAUAAACGCCUCAGUAUACAACGCAAGGCAACAGCCACUCCCAGAUGUCUGUAAUGCCUUAUUGUAGCUGCUUGCUCCAUCUACAGUACACCAAGGCAGUGACAAACCGGAGCGUCCCGGGGCCGUAACGAGUGCACCCAUUGUUAUUUUUUAGCGGCUAUUACACAUUGGCCGAUUGUUGGCUACCAUAAUAGCUUGCUAAUCAACUUUAACUGUGUGUAUCAACGAGCAAAUGUGGUUGAUAGUUGAUUAGAAACUAUACAAAGUGAAGAAAAUGAACAGUCGACUGCAAGAGAUUCGCGAGAAACAAAAACGUAGACGCGAGCUUUUAGCUCAACAGUUGGGAGCUGAAAGUGCAGACAGCAUCGGAGCUGUCCUAAACAGCAAAGAUGAACUAAAAGAAAUCGAGGAGACAAGAGAGACAUGCAGGGCUUCAUUUGACAGUUUAGCCGUACCUUCCAAAAGGAAGGCCCUGACGGAGGGAGAGGACACAGAGGAAGAUGUUGAAGAACCAAAGGAUGAGCCGGAGGUGCAGCAGCCGGAUGAAAACAACCCGUAUGAAGAAGUGUACAAGGACUCUAGUACUUUCCUCAAGGGUACUCAGAGUUUGAACCCACACAAUGACUACUGUCAGCACUUUGUGGACACAGGGCACCGGCCCCAAAACUUCAUUAGAGAUGUUGGCCUGGCUGACCGGUUUGAAGAAUACCCAAAGCUUCGGGAGCUUAUCAGACUGAAGGACGAACUCAUCUCAACCACCAACACUCCUCCCAUGUACCUCCAGGCUGAACCGGAGAACUUUGACCUGCAGGAUUUGAAGUGCAAGUUUGAUGUGAUUCUGGUUGAGCCCCCCCUAGAGGAAUACUACAGAGAAUCAGGCACCAGCCACACUGAACAGUUCUGGAACUGGGAUGAUAUCAUGAAACUGGAAAUUGAGGAGAUAUCAGAUCUUCGUUCCUUUGUCUUUCUCUGGUGUGGCUCUGGUGAAGGCCUGGACAUGGGCAGAAUGUGUUUGAGGAAGUGGGGCUUUAGGCGGUGUGAGGACAUCUGUUGGAUCAAGACCAAUAAGAACAACCCAGGCAAAACCAAGGCGCUGGACCCGAAGGCAGUAUUCCAGAGGACCAAGGAACACUGCCUGAUGGGAAUCAAAGGAACAGUGCGCAGGAGCACUGACGGUGACUUCAUCCAUGCGAAUGUGGACAUUGACUUGAUCAUCACUGAGGAGCCUGAGAUGGGAAAUGUUGAGAAGCCUGUGGAGAUCUUCCAUAUCAUUGAGCAUUUCUGUUUGGGCCGCAGAAGGUUGCACCUGUUUGGACGAGACUCAACCAUCAGGCCAGGCUGGCUGACUGUAGGUCCUACUUUGACAAACAGUAACUUUAACCCAGAGACCUACGCCUCACAUUUCGUCAAUGACAACCUAUCUGGCUGCACUGAGGAAAUAGAGAGGCUGCGACCUAAAUCUCCCCCUUCUAAGAUGAAGUCGGACCGUGGGGGCGGAGCAGCUAGAGGGGGACGUGGUGGGCCAAAUUCAGGAAGAGGCGGAGACAGGGGCCGUGAAAGAAACCGGCCAAAUUUCCGAGGAGACAGGGGAGGGUUCAGGGGUCGGGGAGGGCCACAUAGGGGCUUUCCUCCUCGCUAGAGCGAAUAAUUAACCAGACUUAUGGUGGGAAUCCCUAUGUGCAUAGAGUCCUGACCAUUUUUUAUUGGCCAACACUGACGAUGACCACAUUGAUGAUUGAUGAUCACACUGGUUCCCUCGAUAUAAAGCAAAGAGGGAUUUUUUUCAUUGGAUUUUGGCAAGAUAAUCUUCGCAAAUCAAGACCACCUUUAAAAACAUUAACAUUUGUAAAGCAGGCUAUUUGAAGUUUGUUAUGGUUGGAAUGUGACAGCAGAGAAGUUGGCAAAUGUAAUCAAUGUUUUUUUAAUCUUUUUGUGUUUAUAUUUUCUUCAUGCAAACACUUAAGAUAAAAUGUGUGUUGCCUUUAUAAACAUUCUUUUCAAAUGUU
This is a messenger RNA of Gymnodraco acuticeps, 2090 nucleotides long. It is a transcript of the gene mettl14, whose product is annotated as methyltransferase like 14. The transcript has 11 exons. The coding region runs from base 359 to 1723 and encodes 454 amino acids. Gene Ontology annotation, molecular function: mRNA binding. The record is from RefSeq and is a predicted model, not a curated record. Gene Ontology annotation, cellular component: RNA N6-methyladenosine methyltransferase complex; nucleus. NCBI's taxonomy places the organism in Eukaryota, Metazoa, Chordata, Actinopteri, Perciformes, Bathydraconidae.